Messenger RNA from Sorghum bicolor (sorghum), 1871 nucleotides. RefSeq names its product serine/arginine repetitive matrix protein 1. Gene Ontology annotation, biological process: regulation of DNA-templated transcription. Gene Ontology annotation, cellular component: nucleus. The transcript has 8 exons. The coding region runs from base 163 to 1524 and encodes 453 amino acids. The record is from RefSeq and is a predicted model, not a curated record. Lineage: Eukaryota; Viridiplantae; Streptophyta; Magnoliopsida; Poales; Poaceae.
GACUCGCACUCCGCAUCGAGUUCGCACUCCGCAUCGCAGACUCGCCAAAACUGCUGCUACCCCGAAAUCCUCCGCCUUCUUCCUCGCCGUUUCGGGCUUUCGGCCCUCGCUUCCGCAUCGUCCCCAAAUCCAACCUUCCCUCCUCAAUCUCCCGUCCUCGCCAUGGCGUCCGAUACCGAGGGCAUCGCCGCCCUCUUCUCGAUGUACAACGACGACGAGGAAGAGGAGGACGCCGACGAGCCCAACCCCCCUUCCCCAGCGCCGCCCGCCGCCGUCACCUCCUCCUCGCCGCCGUCCCCUCAAGCCGGGGCGGAGGACCCUAACCCUUCCCUGGCGCCUCCGUCGCCUCCCCGUCCCGAGGAGUCGGCCGGUCUCAAAACCCUAGCGAGCCCUCACCCUUCCCCGGCGCGGGGGCUGCUUCCGCCACUUCCCUCGCGGCGCUCUCCGUCGCCCUUUGCAGUGUCGUCCCCGUCCCCGUUACGGGGACCAUCCUCCGCGCCGCCGGCCGACCUGCCGCGCCCGCCACGGCGCGGGGCGCUUGCAAUCGUGGACUAUGCGCACGAUGAGACGGCUAUGUCGCCCGAGCAGGAGGUAGAACCGGUGAAUAUGGAUUACUUGCAGGAUGGGGAGAUCAUGAGCCACACACAGAGAUUUAGCUCGGAUGCUCAGGCUGCUGACGGGGAUCUUGAAGAACGAACUCUCUCUGGCACAGUUCAUAUUAUGACCCCAAAUACUCCAGCAGAAAUGUCUCAUCAUCCUGAUGCACCCGAGCAGAACCAAGUAGGGACAGACAUGGAAGUGGAUGCAACUAGAGCAGAAACUGAAGAUGCCCAGGUGGAGGAAACUACUGGUAUUUCAACCAAUGGUGAUAAUGAUGAUCCAUUGAGCCGUUUCCUUCCUCCACCUGUGACUACAAAAUGCUCUGCAGCAUUACAGCAAAAAAUUAACAGGUUCCUUGCAUACAAAAGGGCUGGAAAGAGCUUUAAUGCUGAAGUGCGCAACAGGAAGGACUACAGAAAUCCAGACUUUUUGCAGCAUGCUGUGCGGUACCAAGAAAUUGAUCAGAUAGGGACCUGUUUUGGUAAAGAUGUUUUUGAUCCUUAUGGGUAUGACAAAGGCGACUACUAUGAUGAGAUAGAAGCUGAAAUGAAGCGUGAACUUGAGAGGAAGGAACAGGAGAAGAAAAGGAGCCCAAAAGUUGAAUUUAUUACUGGAGGAGUACAACCUCCAAUUAGUGCAUCAUUACCGAAGAUCCCAGCUCUGGCCGGUGUCAGUACACUACCAGUACCUACAGAAGGUUUGCAGAAAGAGACUAGACCAAACAAGAAGUCAAAAUGGGAUAAGGUUGAUGGUGAUGUUAAGAACCACUUGGUACCUAGUGGACACGACAACUUAUCAGCAACUGCUUCUGCGGCACUUUUGACUUCAGCUAAUGUUGGUGCUGGAUAUGCUGCUUUUGCGCAACAAAAGAGAAAAGAGGCUGAAGAGAAGAGAAGCGAUUAUAAGUCAGACAGAAGAUCCUAGCAGCACCCUCCUCUUUGAUCCAUUCUGAGCAGUCAGUGUAUCAUUGAGUUUUUGAGUGACUUAGUUUUGUAAUGUGGAUGAGGAAGAAACAAAACAAUUAAAAUCAGUCCAAGGCAAAUGAUUCCAGGAAAGGCCCUCUGAGCAACUUGUAGUCUUGUAUUAUACAGGUAACAGAAACAUAUCAUUUUAGGACAAGAAAAAGAGAACCGUGGCCGUGUGCGUGUUUUUGCGUCCAGCUCAUUGCACUGUCGCUGGAAUGCUGGGAUUUCCAACUAUAACCUUUUUCAAGGUUCAACAUUGACGAUCACGUUUACUUUUAUGAAGCAGAACAUCGUCGGUGGCAGUCA